Anopheles darlingi is the source of this 2922-nucleotide messenger RNA. It is a transcript of the gene kar, whose product is annotated as monocarboxylate transporter 10. NCBI's taxonomy places the organism in Eukaryota, Metazoa, Arthropoda, Insecta, Diptera, Culicidae. The transcript is spliced from 5 exons. The record is from RefSeq and is a predicted model, not a curated record. The coding region runs from base 696 to 2282 and encodes 528 amino acids. Gene Ontology annotation, biological process: transmembrane transport. Gene Ontology annotation, molecular function: monocarboxylic acid transmembrane transporter activity.
GUGACGGUGUUGCAUCAGAUUUUCGAACCCAAGCACUUCGUUUUGCGCCGGAAGCCGGUCAGUUGUCCGUUAGACCACGAGGAGGCCAAAGGUUCCGGCAAAGUGAGGACCCUGCUUGCAUCGAUAGCGUUUUGUACUUUAAAUUUAUUCCUUCUGACUUGAACACCGCUGCUCCGGGACGACGGCGACGACGACAACGACAUGUGCGGUUCGCAGAUCGGCCUUUUUCACUUGCGUUUUGGUCGUCGGCCGAAGACAACGUGUUGACCGCGAGCAGCAGCAGCAGCAGUCAACGUACGACGACACCAGAACCAAGCCACACGGUGUGUGCGCGGGCGAGUGGGUUUCCGUGUCUGUGCGCUUCCGUAGAGUGAGGAAAUUCCGCCAGUGAGGAUGAGUAGCGGCCACUGUGACAGUGCACGAUCAGUCCAAUCUGUAGUAGUUGCGAAGUGAAAGUGCUUCGGGAUCGGGACAGCUGAUAACGUGGCCAUCGUGGGGAUCGCGUUUCAAGAACAAUCUUUCGAACAGCAGCAGCAGCCGCAGUCUCCUUAUCGAUCUCGCGUUCGAUCCGGAGCGAUCGUAGUGUGAUUGGUUGUCGGUGCGCGAUCAGAAAUCGAUCAGUUUCUAGGCAAUUCCCGAACUCAGAGCACACGCGCAAACGGCUGGACGGGACUGGCUCGAAAUCGCUCGUCGAAAUGACGGAGAAUUCGAGAAUCGUAGCGGAUAGUGUAACGCCGGUGAAGAUCGUGGCGGCGAAGGCCGGUGCGAUCACAAAUGGACACCAUCCGCACCUGAACGGUGGUGUGGUUGCGGCGGGAGACAAGAAGACGGCCGCCCCGCUACUCGAUGGAUCGCAAGGUGCCGUACACGAGCCACCGGAUGGUGGUACCCGGGCCUGGUUGGUCAUGGUGGCGGCCUUCCUCUGCAACGGUGUCCUGUUCGGGGUGAUCAACACCUACAGCGUCAUCUACCUUACCCUGCAGAAGCAACUGGACGAGAUCGGUGACAAGGAAGCCUCCAGCAAAGCAGCACUCGUUGGCUCGCUGACCAUCGGCACGACAUUCCUGCUUUCGCCCGUCUCCGGUAUCCUGACGGACAAGAUCGGUCUCCGCCGGACGACCUUCAUCGGUGGGCUGCUGACCUGCAGCGGUAUGCUGCUGUCGUCCUUCUUCACGCACAGCGUCACCGCGCUGUACUUCACGUACGGCAUCAUGUUCGGUCUUGGGGCCGCCCUCGCCUACACCCCCUCCCUGGCCAUCCUCGGCCAUUACUUCAAGCGGUAUCUCGGGUUCGUGAACGGUAUCGUGACGGCCGGUUCGAGCGUCUUCACUGCCAUCAUGCCGCUCUGCCUCGACUAUCUGGUGCAGCACACGGGCCUAGCGACCUCCUUCCGCAUCCUGGCCAUCAUCUCGAGCUUCGUGAUCUUCUGUGCCCUGCUGUACAAACCGCUGCAGCCACCGCCACCGCCACCGAAGAUCAAACCGGGUCGCUCGGCCGCCAACAACUUCUUCCGGUCGUUCAUCAACUUCGACAACUGGAAGAAACGCCGUUACAUCAUCUGGGCCGUCUCGAUUCCGAUCGCACUGUUCGGUUACUUCGUACCGUACGUGCAUAUGGGCAAGUUCGUGAAGGAUAAUUUCCCCGGCAAGGGUGAAAACCUGCCGGUCAUGUGCAUCGGCAUUACGUCCGGGUUGGGCCGGUUGCUGUUCGGUUUUAUCGCCGAUAUGCCACGCGUUAACCGGGUGCUGCUGCAGCAGAUGUCGUUCGUGCUGAUCGGUACGCUGACGAUGUGUCUACCGGCGACCGGAUCCUUCCCGCUCCUCCUUGCCAUCACACUAGCGAUGGGUUUGUUCGAUGGAUGCUUCAUCUCGCUGCUCGGUCCGAUCGCGUACGAUAUCUGUGGACCGCGGGGUGCAACGCAGGCGAUCGGAUUUCUGCUCGGAAUGUGCUCGUUACCGCUGACGCUCGGUCCACCGGUCGCCGGUAUGCUGUACGAUCAUACCGGUUCGUACCAGUUGCCGUUCAUUUUGGCCGGUAUUCCGCCCCUCUUCGGUGCCAGCACGAUGUUCCUGAUACGCUGCGUGAAGGACGAUGAGCCAAAGAAGAAUGCGGUGGCCGAACCGCGGCCCGAACCGCUGGCCCACAAUGCCUGGGAUUGUGAAAAUCAAACCGAUGAAGGCAAACCGCUGAAUGGCGGCGGCGGCGGUCAGGUGCAGCUCGAGCGCCGGGCAACGCUGGCCAGUGCAGAAUCACUAUCCGGGGAUAGGAAUGAAACGGGUUGAAACGGGAGGUGGUAUUAUUGUAGUGCAGAGUACAGGGAAAGGCAGUCAGUACAAGAGCGAAAAACAGGAAGGAGGGGUGCCAACAGAGAGCUGAGCUGAGGUGGCUAUGAGCCCCCUUCGCAAAUCUCUGCUCAGCUCCCGGUAGCUAGUAGGUAGGAAGCCCUAGGAUAUAUAGCUGGGAAGCCGAGGCCGAGGGCCCAUGGAUUCCACUGUUGUGUAGAUACUUAGCAACUAGAUAGCUGCCGCUGCCUGGGGGGGAGGGGUCCCUCUUCCGACCGAGUGGUGGUUGGUCGAUCGGUGUGUUUUGUAUGUUUUGUGUAAAUGAACCAGGAGCCGGAUUCGGAUUCGAUGAAUGCUGUAGCUGAUCAACGGCACUGUCUGCAGGAUGCAUUUCUACCAGAAUACACUGUCCCAGGUACCUGGAGCCAGGGCCUAGCUUUUGUACGAUAUUUAUGUUUUAGUAAAUAGGACGUUAUUCCUUAGGGGAACGCUGGAACGAGAGUUUAGUUUUUUGUACAAAAUAUUGGUUUACAAUAGGAAAAAAAAAAAGAAUCGGUGCAACCGACGGACGGAUGGGAUGUGGUGGAGUCGAGCAGCGGAAUAGAAUCGAAUCUGAAUAAAUUUGUAAAUGAAUACCGCA